This is a messenger RNA of Microtus ochrogaster (prairie vole), 1508 nucleotides long. It is a transcript of the gene Sde2, whose product is annotated as spliceosome associated SDE2. NCBI's taxonomy places the organism in Eukaryota, Metazoa, Chordata, Mammalia, Rodentia, Cricetidae. The record is from RefSeq and is a predicted model, not a curated record. Gene Ontology annotation, cellular component: nucleus.
CUGUCGUCAUCAAGACGCGACCAGAUGGUUGUGUCGCCUACUGUUUGUCAGCGGCUGGAGGUUCCGUUUCCCAGGCGAAAUGGCGGAGCCUGCGGUGCUGGCGUGGGUUCGCGGCCCCGGAACCGGGUGCAAGGCGCUGCCGUGGGCUUCGGCUAGGUGCUCCGUGCGCGAUGUUGUCUACCGACACUGCCAGGAACAGGAAAUCCCUGCGGACUGCUUCUUUGUGAAAUGCAACGGAGUCCUUGUUGCCCCCAGUGACACGGUGCAGCAUGGAGCUGUGUACAGUUUGGAGCCCAGACUUUGUGGGGGGAAAGGAGGUUUUGGGUCUAUGCUUCGAGCACUUGGUGCACAGAUAGAGAAGACAACCAAUCGCGAAGCCUGCCGGGAUCUCAGUGGGAGGAGAUUACGAGAUGUCAAUCAUGAGAAAGCGAUGGCUGAGUGGGUCAAGCAGCAAGCUGAGCGGGAGGCUGAGAAGGAGCAGAAGCGCCUGGAGAGGCUGCAGCGGAAGCUCGCAGAGCCUAAGCACUGCUUCAGCAGCCCCGACUACCAGAGGCAGUGCCAUGAGAUGGCUGAGCGUCUGGAGGACUCUGUCCUCAAAGGUAUGCAGGCUGCCUCCAGCAAGAUGGUGUCAGCAGACAUCAGUGAGACUCGGAAACGGCCUAACAAGUCGAAAGCAGACCACGGAGCUGGUGCAAAGAAAAAGAAGUGUUUCUGGUUGGGCAUGGAAGGACUGGAGGCUUCCGAGGGGUCCAGUGCUGGAAGCUCAGAUGAUGACAGCGACGAAGACUCUGGUACUUCUGGUCUGAACUGCUGUGCUCCAGAACAUGGUAGUGACGAUGUUGAGGUGGCAGCCAGCUGUCCUUGCAGUCCCCAGCGCUCAGGAUUGAGUACACACUCUGAGGCUCCGGAAGAGCUGCAGAAAACCAUGACUGACCCUGGGCAGGACAUUGGGGAAAACACACAAACUGAGUGGGGAGAGACAUCUUCCGGGGAGCACAAUGAAAGGAAGAUGGUCACAGAGACAGAAGAUGGCCCAGCAAAGAAGGAGACAGAGAGUCCCAAACCCACACAAAAGGACCAAGAGACAGGAGUGACUGGUAGAGACAGAACUGCCGUGGCGCUAUCCGGAGAGGAUAGCAAAAGCGUCCCUGUUGCUAACUUGGAGGGAAGCCACUCAGGAGACACAGCUCUCGGUCGGGAAGCUGUGGAUCUGUUUGCAUUCAGCUCUGCAGCAGAGUUGGAGUCACUGGGUUUGGAGAGGCUCAAGUGUGAACUGAUGGCUCUUGGACUGAAGUGUGGGGGCACCCUGCAGGAGCGCGCAGCCAGACUCUUCUCCGUCAGGGGCCUGGCAAAGGAGCACAUUGACCCUGCUUUAUUUGCCAAGCCUUCAAAAGGGAAGAAGAAAUGAAUUUCCUCACAGCUUUCAUGUGUUUGACACUUCCUCUGACAUGAUGUGGACUGUGGCCAAUGUUCCUAUUGAUACUAAAAGUCAUUUUUUUAAUAACUUG